Miscanthus lutarioriparius is the source of this 1572-nucleotide messenger RNA. Lineage: Eukaryota; Viridiplantae; Streptophyta; Magnoliopsida; Poales; Poaceae. The record is from the annotation of a GenBank genome assembly.
AUGGAGAACACGAAGCUCUCAUCGGCGCUCUUCGCCGGGACCCACUUUGACCGCAAGCGCUUCGCCGCCGACUUCGCUCGGUUCCGUAAAGGCCCGGCUCUCCCAUCCGCCGCCGCCGCCGCCCCCUCCGCGCCGUCCCCGGAGAAGAAGCGGAAGCGCAAGAGCGGCAAGGCAAAGGCGAAGAAGAAUAAGAAGAAGCGAGCCGAAGAUGCGGCGGCGGCCGCCUCGUCGGAUGUUGUGGAGGGGUUCAGCGUGUUCAAGGGAUUGGCGGAUAAUAAUGCAGAGCUGCGUUCUUUGAAGGUGGAUAUGAAUAUGAGGAAGGAUGAGGAUUCGGUGUCUGUGAGGCGGCGGAAGGAGAUUGAGAGGGAAAUCGAGAGGGCCGCAGUUCUUCGUAAGAGGUAUGGUUGUGAUUCUUAUUUGGUUGGGAACUUGUCAAAACUUGGUUUUCAGGAACCUACACCAAUACAAAGGCAGGCCAUGCCCAUUCUUCUUUCGGGUAGGGAAUGCUUUGCGUGUGCACCUACUGGUUCUGGCAAGACACUGGCUUUCUUGUUUCCACUUCUUAUGAAAAUUAAGCCAGGAUCAAAAGGUGAUGUUAAAGCCGUGAUUCUUUGCCCAACAAGGGAAUUGGCUGCACAAACUGUGAGAGAAUGCAAGAAGUUGGUUAGGGGGAGGAAGUACUAUAUUAAAUUGAUGACCAAAGAACUAUCCAAAUCAGGGAAUUUCAAAGAUAUGCACUGUGAUAUCCUUGUUUCCACCCCACUUCGUUUGGACCAUGCUGUAAAGAAAAGAGACCUUGAUUUAAGUAGUGUGGAAUACCUUGUCUUGGAUGAAUCUGAUAAACUUUUUGAGCUUGGAUUUGUUGAAGUGGUUGAUUCAGUUGUUGAAGCCUGUUCCAAUCCUUCAAUAAUUCGGUCUCUGUUCAGUGCCACUUUGCCCGAUUCAAUUGAGGCUCUUGCACGCACUAUAAUGCAUGAUGCCAUUCGAGUCAUUGUCGGCAGAAAGAAUUCGGCCUCCUCACUGAUUAAGCAAAAGUUGAUUUUCGCUGGAACUGAGAGGGGAAAGUUGCUAGCUCUUCGCCAAAGCUUUCAAGAGUCUCUCAAUCCUCCAGUAUUGAUUUUUGUUCAAAGCAAAGAGAGGGCCAAAGAGCUUUACAAAGAACUGGCAUUUGACGACGUUAGAGUUGAUGCAAUUCAUGCAGAUCUCAAUGAGCAGCAGCGUCAAGAUGCUGUUGACAAUUUGAGAGCUGGAAAGACCUGGGUACUGAUAGCAACAGAAGUCAUUGCCCGGGGAAUGGACUUCAAAGGUGUAAACUGCGUGAUAAACUAUGAUUUUCCGGAGUCAGCUGCUGCCUAUAUUCACAGGAUAGGACGAUGCGGAAGAGCUGGUAGGUCUGGGGAGGCUGUCACGUUCUUCACAGAGGAGGACAAGCCAUUUUUGAGGAAUAUCGCCAAUGUGUUGGUAUCUUCAGGCUGUGAAGUGCCUUCCUGGAUAAUGGCACUGCCAAAGCUCAAGCGAAAGAAGCACAGGGUGGAUAGGGACCCAAUCUCCAACUUACCUGAUGAAGAUUGA